UUAGGGGACCCACAUUAAACCAUUACCGUUGGAUUAAGUCGGUUCAAUAUAAAAGGCCCUCGUAACUCUUGCUACCAGACGCUGUUCUUCCCCCUUUCGGUUUCGAAAUUAGGGUUUCCCUCUGUGCUCUCCUUUAAUCCCCAGUUUGGAAGAUGCCUAGGUAUGAUGAUCGUUACGGGAACACUCGUCUGUACGUUGGACACUUAUCAUCCAGAACUCGUACCAGAGACCUUGAGCGUCUUUUCAACAGAUACGGAAGAGUGCGAGAUGUGGAUAUGAAGCGGGAUUAUGCUUUUGUUGAGUUUAGUGAUCCCCGUGAUGCUGAUGACGCGAGACAUUACUUGGAUGGAAGAGACUUUGACGGAAGUCGCAUCACAGUGGAGUUUUCAAGAGGGGCACCUCGUGGCUCUCGGGAUUAUGACAGCAGAGGCCCACCUCCUGGAUCAGGUCGCUGCUUUAACUGUGGUCUUGACGGUCAUUGGGCUCGAGACUGCACUGCAGGAGACUGGAAGAACAAGUGUUACCGCUGUGGUGAAAGAGGACACAUUGAGAGAAACUGCAAAAACAGUCCCAAGAAGCUUAGGCGGAGUGGAAGCUACUCCAGGUCACCUGUAAGAUCCCGUUCUCCUCGUCGUAGAAGAAGCCCAAGCCGUAGCAGGAGCCUUAGCCGUAGCCGAAGCUACAGCCGAUCAAGAUCCCCUGUGAAAAGAAGAGAGAGAAGUGUAGAGGAGAGAUCUCGCAGUCCGAAGAGAAUGGAGGACUCUCUAUCGCCAAGAGGCAGAGACCGUAGUCCGAUUAUGGAUGAUGAAGGUAGCCCAAGGAUCAUAGACGGGAGCCCUCCACCUUCUCCAAAGCUUGAAAAGCCAGCAGGAUCAGACCAUGAUGGUGGUAGCAGCCCUCAAGACAAUGGUAAUGGAAGAAACACUGUUGCCAGUCCUGCUGUGGGACGCAGUGCCGACAGUCCGAGAGAAGACCGGAGCCCCGUUGAUGAUGAUUACGAGGCCAACCGUGCUUCACCUAGAGGAAGCGAGUCUCCUUGACUUUGAUGGCUCAUGGCCUCAGGGUUGCAGGUGCUCUAGCAUGUUGUACUAUUGAAUGAGACUGCCCCAGAUAUUUCCUUUCUCUUUUAUGUAUGUUUGCGUUGGAUCUUCUUAAGUUCAUGUUGUCAGAAGUUCUUUCUUUUUACCCUGUUGAGAUGAUGGUUAAACUUGUAAGACAUAAAAUGGUUGGCUUUUCAUUUUCAGACAAUUUUUAAAAGGUUGUUGAAA
Molecule: messenger RNA, 1268 nt
Organism: Brassica rapa (field mustard)
Lineage: Eukaryota; Viridiplantae; Streptophyta; Magnoliopsida; Brassicales; Brassicaceae
Product: serine/arginine-rich splicing factor RS2Z33
Molecular function (GO): RNA binding; zinc ion binding
Source: RefSeq, a predicted model, not a curated record